CACAUGCUACCGCACUGACCACCGCACUGACCAGUGCCCGAGCACCGUGCGCGCUGCGGAAGCGUGUGCUGCGCACGGGCACACCGCUGACUCAUGCUCCGAUCAUCCUUCUGUCAACAGCGCUGUCCCGGAGCUGCGCUGUGCCCGCCCGUCGGGCGGUGCCUCCUCGCUCCAGCGUGUGGAGCAGGAAAUGCGCCUGUGUUUGUGGGUGUCGUGUAGAGAGCGGACCUCCCUCUUCCGUGUGACCGAGCAGCAGCCGGUCUGAGGCGCACAGACGAGUCCUGCGCUGCGCUCAGAGGAUCCAGGCACAGGCCGUGUUCGCCCUUUGCGCUUAGCCGCGACGCGUUGGUCCAGAGCCGUGAGGACAGAACAGAAUGCCCGUGAAAGGAGGCGGAAGGCUGGCCUCUUACCCCAGCAAAGGCGACAACAUCGGGGGCUCAGCCAUGGAGGAGACAGUGUGGGAACAGUACACAGUCACUCUGCAGCGGGACCCAAAGAUGGGCUUUGGCAUGGCGGUGUCUGGAGGGCGGGACAACCCAAACGUGGACAGCGGGGAGACCUCCAUCAUGGUGUCAGAUGUCCUGCAGGGGGGGCCGGCGGACGGGCUGCUCUUUGAGAAGGACCGGGUCAUUCAGGUCAACGCUAUCUCGAUGGACAACGUGCCUCAUUCCUUUGCUGUGCAGUCACUUCGCAAAUGUGGCAAAGUGGCCAAGAUCACAGUGAAGCGUCCCCGGAAGGUGCCACUCCACUCCCUGAAGCCGCCCCCCUCCCCUGGUGCCCAAAGCCAGGACUACCCUCCUACGCACUACUACGACACAGACACCGACAGUGCCUGGUACCGCGAGCAGAGAGAGCCCUCCGAUGAGUACAGAGGAGGGCGGGGCCGGAGCCGGGACAGGCGCUCCCCUAGCCCUGAGCGGCCACGACGGGAUGGCAGCCGAGGACGUGCCCUUGACACCAGCGCAGAGCGCCACAGGUACCCCAGCAGGGGGCGCAGCCCAGGGGACAGCUAUGACCGCGGAGGGCGAUACAGGAGCAGAGAGGGACUCAACGAUCCCUCCCCUCCACCCCGCGACCUGGAGCCUCUGGACAAACCCAUCAACGUCAUGCUGGUCAAGAACCGUCCCAGUGAAGAGUAUGGCCUGCGUCUGGGGAGUCAGAUCUUCAUCAAACAGAUGACCAGCAGUGGGCUCGCUGCCAAGGAUGGGAAUCUACAGGAGGGAGACAUCAUCCUCAAGAUUAAUGGGACGGUGACUGAAAACCUGUCUCUGCACGACGCAGGGAAGCUCAUCGAGAAGUCUCGGGGGAAACUGCAGCUGGUGGUGCAGAGGGACCAGAGGCAGAUCCUGGUGCGCAUACCCCCCCUGGCUGACUCUGACUCAGACAACGAUGACAUGUCUGAACUGGAGUCAUACCAUUCAUACUCCCCUCCAGAGGGCAGGAGGUCACACCAGUCGGACCUGUCCUCCCACUCCUCCAAUGACAGAGACAACCCCAGGGAUGAGCUGACCACAGCCGCUGACCUCUCCACUGUGAGCUCCCCCUUCAGAGGACCAGAGCCCAGGGCCCCCGAGCAGAACCAGCCCAGGCACACCCCCGUGGAGAGCCAGCCUCCUGCGUCUGUGACUAACACACCCAAGAUUCUGCUCCGGCCAAGCCCCGAGGAGGAAAAGCUGUAUGGGUCCAACACAGUGAUGGUGACCUUCCAGAAGGGGGACAGUGUGGGACUACGGCUGGCUGGGGGGAACGACGUGGGCAUCUUCAUUGCGGGGGUCCAGGAGGGCAGCCCCGCAGAGGAGGAGGGCCUGCGCACCGGGGACCUCAUCCUCAAGGUGAACCAGGUGGACUUCCAGGGCGUGGUGCGCGAGGAAGCUGUGCUCUUCCUCUUGGAGAUCCCCAAAGGAGAUCUGGUCACCAUCCUGGCCCAGAGCAAACCGGAUGUGUAUAAUGACAUCCUGGUGUCAGGCCGGGGGGAUUCUUUCUUCAUCCGCACACACUUCCGCUACGAGAAGGAGAGCCCCCAGUGUCUGGCGUUCGGCCGUGGCGAGCUUUUCAAGGUGGUGGACACGCUGUACGACGGCAAACUGGGCAACUGGCUGGCCAUCCGCGUGGGCAGAGACAUGCAGCUGCUGGAGAAGGGCAUCAUCCCCAACAAGAGCCGGGCGGAGCAGAUGGCCAGUGUGCAGUCGUGCCAGCGCGGCCUGCCUGCAGACAGGGCUGACUUCUGGAGGCUCCGGGCCCAGCGCUCCAUGAAGAGGAAGGAUGUCCGGAGGAGUCGAGAGGCCCCACCCACCGCCACGCCUUUCCCCGCCUACGAACGCGUGCUGCUGCGGGAAGCGGGCUUCCGUCGGCCUGUGGUUCUCUUCGGGCCCAUCACAGAUGCUGCCACCGAGAGGCUGGCCGCAGAGAUGCCCGACCAGUUUGUCAUCGCGAAAACGGAGCCCAAAGACGCUGGGUCUGAGAAGUCAUCAGGUGUCGUACGUCUCAACACUAUUCGACAGAUCAUUGAACAGGAUAAGCACGCACUGCUGGAUGUCACCCCCAGAGCAGUGGACACUCUAAACUACAGCCAGUGGUACCCCAUCGUCAUCUUCUUCAACCCGGACAGCAAGCACGGCGUCAAAGCCAUGAGGCAGCGGCUAGUGCCCAACUCCAACCGCAGCGCGCGCAAACUCUAUGAGCAGGCCCUCAAAUUGAAGAAGAGCUGUGCGCACCUCUUCACCGCCAUAAUCGACCUGAACUCAGCCAACGACGCCUGGUACGGCAGUUUGAAAGAGACCAUCCGCGAGCAGCAGGCGCAGCCUGUCUGGGUCUCUGAUGGCAAGCUGGAGGCAGUAGAGAGUGAGCUGGAGAGCGCAGAUGUGGAGCGUCUGUCCUUCCUGUCCGCCAUGUCAGCUGACUACCUGAGCAUGGACAGCCGCCUGACCUCUGACCUCGAUGACACAGCAGACGAGGGUGGAGUCUACACGGACAACGACCUGGACACGGAUGCCAUGCAGGUGUCCGCCAUCAGCCGCUCCUCCGAACCCGUGUCUGCUGACCAGAUACUGCGCAGGUACAGCCCAGAGAUCCGCUUCCGCCUGAAGAAGAUGUGCAGUGGAGACCUGCUGACCAGAGCCCACAGUCCUCCAGCCUUCCCCUCGGACAGCAAGGCGGCACUGCUCUCAGGGCGUCCCCUUCAGCACCAUCCCCCUCCCCCCAGCUAUGACUCCCCGUCUAGCAGCAGCCCGUCCAGCAGCACCGAGCCCCAGACGCACACUGCCUACGGUCCCCCACCACCUCUGCCCCCCACCGUGUUCUGCAGCUCCUUCAGGACACCACCACAGCCCCAGGCAAGACCACCCCCAGGACCCCUGGCAGGACCCCGGGCAGGACCCCAGGCAGGACCCCAGACUGCCCCAUCCACAGAGACGACCCCGCCCCCUGCCACACUGGAGGGGCUGGAGGACGACAGCUCAGACGUAGACCCCUCCACCCGCUCAUUCCAGGGGAAGAUCCGAGCGUUUGAGAAGAUGGACCACAUGGCCCGAGCUCAGAGGCUGCUCCAGCUGCAGGAGGCGCACAGGGCUCGGCAGGAGAUCGCUCAGAAACACCCAGAUAUCUACGCCGUUCCUCUAAAGACACCCAAACUGGACCACAGUCGCCCACAGCCCAUCGGGUAG
This is a messenger RNA of Boleophthalmus pectinirostris (great blue-spotted mudskipper), 3662 nucleotides long. RefSeq names its product tight junction protein ZO-2-like. Gene Ontology annotation, cellular component: plasma membrane; bicellular tight junction. Gene Ontology annotation, biological process: positive regulation of blood-brain barrier permeability; protein localization to cell-cell junction; establishment of endothelial intestinal barrier. Gene Ontology annotation, molecular function: cell adhesion molecule binding. Lineage: Eukaryota; Metazoa; Chordata; Actinopteri; Gobiiformes; Gobiidae. The record is from RefSeq and is a predicted model, not a curated record. The transcript is spliced from 22 exons. Bases 375 to 3662 code for a protein of 1095 amino acids.